UGGUCCCUAAUGCAACAACAACCACGACCUUAGCAAAGCCAAGAAACAGAGCAAAGCAAAACCUCUCGAAGAAACUCCAAGACUCCACGACGAUCGUCGAGCCCAUGGCUCCCAACCUGAGCAAGGCGACGGCCGACAUGGUCGGCGACGUGGCAGUGGACGGGCUCAAGCCGUCCUCGCGUUUCACCCUGAAGGGCAAGGACCUUGCCGUUGACGGCCGCCCGACCCUCCUCGACGUCCCCGCCAACAUCCGCCUCACCCCUGCAUCCACUCUCGUCCCCACAGCCGACGUCGCCGGCGGCUGCUUCCUCGGCUUCGACGCGCCGGCGCCGGACAGCCGCCACGUGGUGCCGAUCGGCAAGCUGGUGGACACCCGGUUCAUGAGCAUCUUCCGCUUCAAGGUGUGGUGGACGACCCACUGGGUGGGCACCGCCGGCCGAGACGUGGAGAACGAGACCCAGAUGAUGGUGCUCGACCGCACCGCCGACCGCCCCUACGUGCUCCUCCUCCCCAUCGUCGACGGCGCCUUCCGCGCCAGCCUCCAGUCCGCGGGCGAGGACGACGACAACGUAGCGCUCUGCCUCGAGAGCGGCUCGUCCGUCGUGCAGGGUUCCGUGUUCCGUAGCGCCGUGUACCUGCACGCCGGCGACGACCCGUUCGACCUGGUCCGCCAUGCGGCGCGGGUGGUCCGCGCCCACCUCGGCACGUUCCGGCUGCUGGAGGAGAAGACGCCGCCGCCGAUCGUGGACAAGUUCGGGUGGUGCACCUGGGACGCCUUCUACCUCAAGGUGCACCCGGAGGGCGUGUGGGAGGGCGUGCGGCUGCUGGCCGAGGGCGGGUGCCCGCCGGGGCUCGUGCUCAUCGACGACGGCUGGCAGUCCAUCUGCCACGACGAGGACGACCCCCUCGACGGCGCCGAGGGCAUGAACCGCACCGCCGCCGGCGAGCAGAUGCCGUGCCGGCUCAUCAAGUUCCAGGAGAACCACAAGUUCAGGGACUACAAGGGCGGCCUCGGGCUCGGCGGCUUCGUGCGCGAGAUGAAGGCCGCGUUCCCGACGGUGGAGCAGGUGUACGUGUGGCACGCGCUCUGCGGGUACUGGGGCGGGCUACGCCCCGGCGCGCCGGGCCUGCCGCCGGCCAAGGUGGUCGCUCCCAAGCUCUCCCCCGGGCUCAAGCGCACAAUGGAGGACCUCGCCGUGGACAAGAUCGUCAACAACGGCGUCGGGCUCGUCGACCCGGAGCGUGCGGCCGAACUCUACGAGGGGCUGCAUGCACACCUCCAGGCUUCCGGCAUCGACGGCGUCAAGGUCGACGUCAUACAUCUGCUGGAGAUGCUGAGCGAGGAGUACGGCGGUCGGGUGGAGCUGGCCAAGGCCUACUUCCGCGGUCUGACAGAGUCGGUGCGGCGCCACUUCGGCGGCAACGGCGUGAUCGCGAGCAUGGAGCACUGCAACGACUUCAUGCUGCUGGGCACGGAGGCGGUGGCGCUGGGGCGCGUCGGCGACGACUUCUGGUGCACGGACCCCUCCGGCGACCCCAACGGCACCUUCUGGCUGCAGGGCUGCCACAUGGUGCACUGCGCCUACAACUCGCUCUGGAUGGGCAGCUUCAUCCACCCGGACUGGGACAUGUUCCAGUCCACGCACGCCUGCGCCGCCUUCCACGCCGCCUCCCGCGCCGUCUCCGGCGGGCCCGUCUACGUCAGCGACUCCGUCGGCAGCCACGACUUCGCGCUGCUCCGCCGCCUGGCGCUGCCCGACGGCACCGUGCUGCGCUGCGAGCACCACGCGCUCCCCACCCGCGACUGCCUCUUCCUCGAUCCGCUCCACGACGGCCAGACCAUGCUCAAGAUCUGGAACCUCAACAAGUUCUCCGGCGUGCUCGGCGCCUUCAACUGCCAGGGCGGCGGGUGGAGCCCAGAGGCGCGGCGCAACAAGUGCGCGUCGCAGUGCUCCGUGCCCGUCACGGCGCGCGCAGGGCCGGCGGACAUCGAGUGGAAGCAGGGCAAGACGCACCCCGUCCCUGACGUUGAGAACGCGACUCAGUUCGCCGUCUACUUCGUCGAGUCCAAGAAGCUCGAGCUGCUGCUCCCGGACGAGACGGUGGAGAUCACGCUCCAGCCCUUCAACUACGAGCUCCUCGUGGUGGCGCCCGUGAGUGUCCUCCGUCUCGCCAGUGGUGGUGGCGCUGGGUUCGCGCCCAUCGGGCUCGCCAACAUGCUCAACUCCGGCGGCGCGGUGCAAAGUUUAGAGUCCAGCCCCAAUGGCGGCGAGGUGACAGUGGAGGUGGCCGUCAAGGGCGCAGGGGAGAUGGUGGCUUACUCGUCGGCAAGGCCCAGGCUGUGCAAGGUCGACGGCGAGGAUGCAGAGUUCGCGUACGAAGACGGCGUGGUCACCGUCGCCGUGCCGUGGACCGGGUCGUCGUCGAAGCUGGCCCUUGUCGAGUACAUCUACUGAAUCUCUGAUGAGGAUACAAGGGCUCUGUCGUCCGGAAGCUUUUAUGUCCGGGUCGAAAUAAUAAUUUAUUAGUGGGAGCUUCCAAAUUGUCAUAGCUCGUAAUAGGUUUGUUUACAUUUUGUUUCGUCUCCUGAAGAUUUUCGUGUGCAUGAACAAUCAAUAUAAGUUAAGAUUUUGGUGCAUCCUUGUUCA
Molecule: messenger RNA, 2648 nt
Organism: Lolium perenne
Lineage: Eukaryota; Viridiplantae; Streptophyta; Magnoliopsida; Poales; Poaceae
Source: RefSeq, a predicted model, not a curated record